Molecule: messenger RNA, 1589 nt
Organism: Chlorocebus sabaeus (green monkey)
Lineage: Eukaryota; Metazoa; Chordata; Mammalia; Primates; Cercopithecidae
Gene: OR4E2
Product: olfactory receptor family 4 subfamily E member 2
Biological process (GO): G protein-coupled receptor signaling pathway
Cellular component (GO): membrane
Molecular function (GO): G protein-coupled receptor activity; olfactory receptor activity
Source: RefSeq, a predicted model, not a curated record
CUAAAUUAGCUUUCAUUUUUCUCCCCCUAAGCUCACUGAAUGGACACUCUAAACCAAACAAGAGUGACUGAAUUUGUCUUCUUGGGACUCACUGAUAACUGGGUGCUGGAGAUGCUGUUUUUCAUGGCAUUCUCAGCCAUCUAUGUGCUAACGCUUUUGGGGAACAUUCUCAUCAUCAUUGCCACAGUCUUUACUCCAAGUCUCCAUACCCCCAUGUAUUUCUUCCUGAGCAAUCUGUCCUUUAUCGACAUCUGCCAUUCAUCUGUCACUGUGCCUAAGAUGUUGGAGGGUUUGCUUUUAGAGAGAAAGACCAUUUCCUUUGACAACUGCAUCACACAGCUCUUCUUCCUACAUCUCUUUGCCUGUGCUGAGAUCUUUCUGCUGAUCAUUAUGGCGUAUGAUCGUUAUGUGGCUAUCUGCGCUCCACUCCACUACCCCAGUGUGAUGAACAUGAGAGUCUGUGUACAGCUUGUCUUUGCUCUCUGGUUGGGGGGUACCGUUCACUCACUAGGGCAGACCUUCUUGACUAUUCGUCUACCUUACUGUGGCCCCAACAUUAUUGACAGCUACUUCUGUGAUGUGCCUCUUGUUAUCAAGCUGGCCUGCACAGAUACAUACCUCACAGGAAUACUGAUUGUGUCCAAUAGUGGAACCAUCUCCCUCGCCUGUUUCUUGGCUGUGGUCACCUCCUAUACGGUCAUCCUGGUUUCUCUUCGACAACACUCAGCUGAAGGGCGCUGGAAAGCCCUAUCUACUUGCUCGGCCCACUUCAUGGUGGUUGCCCUCUUCUUUGGGCCAUGUAUCUUCAUCUAUACUCGGCCAGACACCAGCUUCUCCAUUGACAAGGUGGUGUCUGUCUUCUACACAGUGGUCACCCCUUUGCUGAAUCCCUUCAUUUACACCUUGAGGAAUGAGGAGGUAAAAAGUGCCAUGAAGCAGCUCAGGCAGAGACAAAUUUUUUUCAUGAAAUCAUAUAUAUAAUGGGCAUUGGGAUUGCAGACAUAAUUGCAGCCACAUCCUUAAUGAAAGAGCAAAAGUAAAGAGUCAAAAUCAACUUAUAUAACUUGGUAAAUUAGGUAAAAUGGCAUGGAGCAGGUUAGAUUUCUGCUCAUUAAAGAUAAGAACUUAUUCUGUUCAUUGAAGAUAAAAACUUAUUAACUAUUAUUUAAAUAAAGCAAAAGAUCAUAGUGGAAGGUAUAAGGAAAAAUAACCCAGGAAAGUUUAAAGACAACUUUUGAUUUCAUCAGUAAAGGAAUACAAUUUGGGGAACUCAGUUCAGUCUCAGUUUCAGGAGCAGGUAGAGUGAGAAUCGACUCUCUUGAUUUAUACUGCUCUGUGGGAUAUUGCCUCUGGGAAGCUGUACAUCACUCCUGUGAUUUCUACAUUAUAGUAGUUUCAGUCUUGCUUUCCAAUACAUUUUCAAGUGUAUAAAUAAGCCUUUACUUAUUUAUAUUGAAUUAAACUUUUGUUGCUUUUGAAAGUAAUUCUCUCACAUCUAGAUCUAUUUUGUACUUUUUUUUUGAGACAGGAAUUUUUUGUACUAUUCCUGCAGCUUCCUCUAAGUCUGAAAUUAUUGUCAAAAUAAAAAG